Messenger RNA from Rhipicephalus sanguineus (brown dog tick), 414 nucleotides. RefSeq names its product ras-like GTP-binding protein Rho1. The coding region runs from base 1 to 414 and encodes 137 amino acids. The record is from RefSeq and is a predicted model, not a curated record. Gene Ontology annotation, biological process: small GTPase-mediated signal transduction. Gene Ontology annotation, molecular function: GTPase activity; GTP binding. The transcript has a single exon. Lineage: Eukaryota; Metazoa; Arthropoda; Arachnida; Ixodida; Ixodidae.
AUGGGGGACACUGUGGCCACCAUCUUCGAGAACUACGUCACCACCGUCGAGGUCAGGGCUGGCAGGGCCUUGUGGGACACAGCGGGAGAAGAGCAUGACAGGCUGCGGCCUCCGUCGUACCUGGACAGAGACGUGGCCUUGAUGUACUUCAGCAUCGACUCGCCCUACAUCCUGAAAAACAACUCGGAGUCGGGGAGGCCGGAGCUGCACCACUUCUGCCCCAGCGUGUCCACCAUCUAUGCGAGAAAGAACCACCUUCGCAGCGACCUGCUCACACUGCGAGAUCCUGCCAUGACGAAAGAGGUGAGCGCUCUUCUUGAGGAAGGGCGCACCAUGUCGGUGAAGACCAACGCCGACGACUCACCUGGAGUACAAUGCCAAGACCAAGGACGGUGUGCGCGAGGGGAUCGAUAG